CCCACCAAUCGGUUGCGCCGCCGACAGUCCGCACACUUCUCGAAACGACGAUGUAGUUUGUAAAACCUCCGAAAAAUCGAUCGGCGCCGAACUAUCGGGAAAUCAAGACGAGAGUGCGACCCCUUCGACGCGGACGCGAUUGUCGGGUUAUUUAUUCUUUGCACUUUGAUGCAUAUUCCUUUCUUCAUUUCUUCGCUUCCUUCGCGGUCGUCUGUAAAGUGAACCUGUUUCAUGGAUUAUUAAUUAUCCUCUGCGCGCGGAUACAUCGACUUCUCGUGAUUUUUUUAUAUUACUCUCCGCAAGAAAGAUCAACAGUAUAAGAAAAUAUGACGUUACGAAAUUUACGGUUGAUAAAUCACUCGAAACGAAACAAGUAUUGACUCAAGGGACAAAGCAAAUAAAAUGAAUAUUAAUGGAAUUAACGAGGCAAUCGUAAUUUAUUAGAAAAAUUGAUAAAAUCAGCGGAAGAACGACAAUGGAUUAUUAACAUGUUAAUAAGAUACCGCGACGAUGACAGUCAUGGUCGAAUCCACGAAAAUCGAGGAAGGCAAUGGUCCUCCGAAGAUCGAGACCUUCGACGAUAUCCUACCGUACGUUGGUGAAGCGAGCAGAUACCAAUGGUUCCUGUUCAUUCUGCUCCUACCGUUUACCUUUGUUUAUGCUUUCUUGUACUUCGCACAAUUCUUCAUCACUCUCGUGCCCGCCGAACAUUGGUGUUCUAUACCGGAGUUGGACCAUUACAACCUCACGGAUCACGAAAAGAUCGCGAUAGGAAUACCUCCAGCUACCCCGGAAGAAUUACAACUGGAAGCCGCCACGUGGUUCUCAAAAUGCUACAUGUACGAUGUAAAUUACACCGAGCUGUUCGAGCAGGGUGUCAGAGAGGCCAAUCAGUCGUGGCCGUUGGUACCAUGCAAGCAAGGAUGGACUUUCAAUCAUACGAUGAUACCAUACGCCUCGAUCGCUGCCGAGCUCGAAUGGGUUUGCGACAAAACCUUCCUUGGUUCCGCGGCCCAGUCGGCCUUCUUCGUCGGCAGCAUUAUCGGCGGCCUGAUAUUCGGCUACAUAGCUGAUCACUAUGGUAGGAUCCCGGCGUUGGUAUCCUGCAACGCGGUAGGAUUUUUCGCUUCCAUCGCAACAGCGUUCUGCAACAGUUUCUGGUCCUUCUGCCUCGCGAGGUUGGUCGUCGGCGCGUCAUUCGACAAUUGCUUCAACGUACUUUUCAUUAUUGUGAUCGAAUACGUUGGUCCAAAGUAUCGAACUUUGGUGGCGAACAUGUCCUUCGGGAUUUACUUUGCCGCUGCCGCUGGUCUUCUGCCGUGGAUCGCAUAUUGGAUCGCAGACUGGAGAAUUUUAAGCGUCGUUACCGCAUUUCCGAUGAUCACCGCUUUCCUUGGUCCAUGGCUUGUCCCAGAAAGUGCACGAUGGUAUAUCAUGAGCGGCAAAAUUGAUAAGGCGAUUGGCAUGCUGAAAAAGUUCGCAAAAGUCAACGGUAAGGAAGUGAAGCAGGAGGUGUUCGAGGAAUUCGAAAAGAGCUGCAAGAGCAUGAUCGAGAAGGAUCAAUCGCACAAUCAGUACACAGUCGUGCAUCUCUUCAAAUUGCCCCGGCUGGCUCGUAUCACUGUCAUGCUUGUUAUUUACUGGCUGUUGAUAAUUCUGGUGUUCGACGGACACGUUUGGAACAUGAAGCUUUUAGAUCCCGAUGUGUUCACGUCGUUCUCCUUAGCCGCGAUGACCGAACUUCCGGCGGCGAUUCUGUUGGCACUUUUCCUUGACAGAUGGGGCAGACGAUGGAUGGGCUUCGCUUCGAUGUUCAUGUGUGGCAUUUUCUCCUUCAUCGCCAUCGGCACUCCCCCCGGUACACUAACCGUCACCAUGGCGAUUUUGGCGCGCCUCGGUGUCAAUAUCGCCGCGAAUAUCGGCUUCCAAUACGCGGCUGAGAUGUUGCCGACCGUAGUGCGAGCGCAAGGUGUGUCUCUGAUUCACAUUAUUGGUUACUUCGCCCACAUCAUCGGGCCCUACGUGAUCUACCUGGCCGACGUCAACCAAUACCUGCCGCUGAUUGUUCUCGGUCUUUUGUCGUUCCUCGACGCGUUGCUGACGUUAGCGUUACCGGAAACCCUGAACCAAGAAUUACCCGAGACUCUGCAGGAGGGUAACGACUUCGGCAAGGAUCAGAGCUUUUGGUGGAUCCCUUGCAUAUCCUCAACUCCGGAGUUGAAGAAAUCGGCGAAGAAGAAGAAGAAGAAGGAGGGUAUGGCGAACGCGGCUUUCCAAGGCAGUAUUCAAACUAUCGAUUGUACGAGAUUAUAGCGGUCGUUUGUGUUCGCCGACGAGAAUUUUGCCAAAAUCGUUGUAAAUAUCGCGAUUAAAUAAGUCGAUCGCGCGUGUGAUAGCUGUUAAGCAGAUUUGUGAGUGACGGACACGUCAAGUGCUGUAAUGUGCGAUGGCGAUCGAACGGGGACGCAAGUACGAAGUGGACGACGGUAGGAAUGCGGGAUUCAAUUCCGAGAUGUACGCUCUGAUGGACACGAAUGCGAAUUGCGAUUUCGCGCGAUUUCGAAGUCAAUGCGACCGCGUCAAGAGUGCCAGAUUACUUUUUCAAAUCGUUUCCUCGCAACGCAGCUUUCGGACUCGCCGCUCCUUUUGCCGAUGUGUGUACAAAGUUAUUUAACUAAGCAUAAUUUUAAUGAGAUUAAGUAAGCGACGAGCUGAUUCUCCCGCCGUGUUGCGAUGUCGUGAGAUAUCACGUGCAUCUAAGUGCUAAGUCGAGGAAUCCGAUUGUCUACAUUGCACAAAGCGAAGCCUGAUGUGCCAAACGUCGCAUGAUGAUUUAUUUACUUGCGAUUGAACGUAAAUAUCGCGUGCCUAAUGAAUAGUCAUAUGCACGUUCGUAGUAACUUAGCGAAUUGCUACGAUUUUAAAUUUGUGGUUCCUUACCUUCCCGAAGAACGACAUGCGCGAUACACGAAAGACUUAUUCUCCAAAAUAAUAUUGAAAGGACAGAUUAGAAUUGUGCGAAGAUAACUGUCACUUUCCUGAUGUAUCAUCAAGAAUCAUUACGAAAUUGUCACCGGCGAUAGCAAUCUUUUAUGAAUUAAGUUUCGUUAAAUAAGUAGACGAUGUUAGAUAAUUUAAUGUAUAUAGACUAGCACGGUUUUCAACCGCACAAAGAUACGUUUUUUCAUUCUUCACUGCCAAACUUGGAAAUUUUAUCAAAAAUCACACAAUGACUGCGCAGAAGAGUAUGACUAGUAUCAUUUCGCUCAUUGCCAUGUAAAGGUCGAGUAACAAUGCAUAAAAUAAAAAGACAAGUUGUUUUAUUCUCG
Pogonomyrmex barbatus (red harvester ant) is the source of this 3329-nucleotide messenger RNA. Its product is annotated as carcinine transporter. Gene Ontology annotation, cellular component: membrane. Gene Ontology annotation, molecular function: transmembrane transporter activity. NCBI's taxonomy places the organism in Eukaryota, Metazoa, Arthropoda, Insecta, Hymenoptera, Formicidae. Gene Ontology annotation, biological process: transmembrane transport. The record is from RefSeq and is a predicted model, not a curated record.